Durio zibethinus is the source of this 926-nucleotide messenger RNA. Its product is annotated as protein BUNDLE SHEATH DEFECTIVE 2, chloroplastic-like. Gene Ontology annotation, molecular function: protein folding chaperone. The record is from RefSeq and is a predicted model, not a curated record. NCBI's taxonomy places the organism in Eukaryota, Viridiplantae, Streptophyta, Magnoliopsida, Malvales, Malvaceae. Gene Ontology annotation, cellular component: protein folding chaperone complex; chloroplast stroma.
GCUUUAUAACAAAAAGCACUUCAAUAAAGUGAAAGGAAACCCUCUUGAGAAUAAAAAAGAAUGGCAAGCUCUCUAUGUUUCACUUCUGUUUGCUCCUUCAACACUCCCAAUAAACCAGAGAUAAUUAUUGAUAAUUCCUUUCCAAGGAAGGUUCUUCGGGUAAAUGAAGUGUUUCAGAGCUCCAGGAGUGCCAGAAUUCAAUCUUUAAAGACUAAGGCUGCAGAUAAAAAUCAAAGUACUAAACCAAAUAGCAUUGUCUGUGCUGAUUGUGAUGGAAAUGUUUCCAUAUCCAAACUACCAGGUGUCAAACAGUGUUCUCAAUGCAAAGGUACUGGAGUUAAUACUGUUGAUCGCUACUAUGGACAAUUGAAAGCUGGUGGGCUGUGUUGGCUUUGCAGGAACGUGGGUAGCAGAGACGAGGCAGUCCAGUGGGUCAACUGUAGUGGUACCAUCCACAGUUAAAAUUGUGAGGCCUAAACUCAGCUUCAGCUAGGCUCAUAGAAACAGGGACCAUGUUUUUUCACUUUGAUAAAUGUAAAUAGGCAGCUAAAAAAUGGUGUCAUAAUCCAUGAAUGGGAAAAUCAAAUGCAGAAUAAGAAAUAGUUUCAGAAAGAAGAGGAAAGAACAAGAAAUAGCCAAAAAUAGUAAUAAGCAGUAAUGCGCGCCAGGUAGGGGUCGAACCUACGACUUUCUGCUUAGGAAACAGACGCUCUAUCCACUGAGCUACAGGCGCAGUUAGUCAGGAGUCUUAAAUCUCUUAUACCUCAUCUAUGAACUAUCGUAAAACCAUCGAAUGCAAUAACUCAUCAUCACCAUAGCUAUCAAUUACUGUAGUGGUAUUGACUUUGAAUCCAUAUGAACCACCUGAGAUUUGAGAACACAACCAUAAUAUUCUACUACUUCCGAGGGUUAUGUCAGAGCAUAAA